AUGAGCGGCGUCUCCACCACCGUCCACGCGCCUGCAGAAGAACCAGAGGUGCAAAGUGGAGCCGAUGCUGAAAUCUCCAUCCCAAGCUCCACUCUUGUAAAGUUUGACCCAAAGAGCGAUACCAUACGGGGAGAGCUGGUGCAGAUAAUUGCAGCAUGGCUGAUCGAACAAGGUUUUACGUCGACUGCACAGCUUCUUCGUGAUGAAGCAGCUGCUCUCUUGCGUCAAGAGCACAAUGAGCGAAAGGCCCUUCGUGUCAUCUCACGCGCUAUCCAAGAGGGAAACUGGGAUGCAGCUCAUGGCCAACUAAAGAAGCUAGAUCCCGUCACAAAAUCCAAUGGGGCAGGUAACGCAGAUACACCCUCACAACCUGCUUCACUGCUCCAAUCGAUGGCUUUUUUGCUCUCACAGCAGCAAUUUUUGGAGUACGUUGAUGAGGAUGAUGGACAACGUGCCCACGUGUUUUUUAUGAGAAGAAUCAAACCGAUGGAGGCAACAAUAAGCAAGGAUCAUUUUCAACAGCUUAUAUACCUCCUCACAUGCAGGACUGUCUCGGAGGCAGGAGGGAAGUUUCCUGUAUGGCGUGGGUGGACUCCUAUGGUGGGACGUUCGCAGCUUCAAUCUAUCCUAUCAAAGGCUAUUGGAUACUGUGACAGCAGUCUAUACUGCCGCCAGUACGAGUGUGGAUUUGACGAAGGUCCAAAUGCUGCGUUCAAGAGUCUUGAACAAAUCUUGACCAACUCACUUUCGUAUGAACUUUUAAAAUCAAAGCAUCCGUCACUCCUAAGCGGAUUGCCGAUACACUCCGUGUUUUCUAUUCAAAAGCCUAUGGGUGAGCAGCUGAUUCCAUCCAACCUAUUGACGUCUAUAGACGUUAACAAGCUACGUGGUGAUAUCGUCGGAGGUACGAUGAAGGGCGUAAGUUUGACAGCGUGCCAACCUUUUCUUCAAGUUCCAGCUCUAGCCGUUGGGACAUACACAGGAUCUAUUCUGUGGAUACCAAUCGUAAUUGAACGUGAUAGUGUAGCUGUGCCUUCGAACAAUGAUUGUUUCAGACUGUAUCAGUAUAAUGCGCCUGUCCGAGGUAUGGCAAGCCAUGAACGUCAAAUACUCCUCUCGUGGAGUGGAUGUCAAGCUGUCGUUCUCAAUAUGGCACAACUCAUGUGGCAAACCCCAGAUUCAUCGGACGCGUCGGAAUAUUUGAAGGAUUGUGUCGCAAACACAUUUGUUCACACAGCAGACGUUUACUCCUCGUGCUUGUUUCCAUGUGGAUAUAUUCUUGCGACAGGACUAUCGGAGGGUACUGUUACAGUUUGGGACCUUUUAACAGGGACACAAAUGUUCCACCACAGCUUCAGCAAUUCGGCGAUUGUAUCACUGACAACGAAUCGAACUGGUAGUUGCUACUAUGCAGCAUCGAAGGAAGGACUUGUUCGUGUUGUGGACGUCACCACAGGUGUACUCCUGUUUUCGUUCACCUCACCGGUAGCUAGUGAAGUGUCUUCAAUAGCUCUUUCCCCCUCGUCCUCUUUGUUACUUGUUUCCUAUCGGAGUGGUACGCUUCGCUUGUGGGACGUACUGACGGGAGGUGUUCUACCACAACGAUUCGAAGGCAUUGAAAGUAAUACCCGCAGGUGUGCUAGCGUCUGUUUUGGAUGUGUUGACUCGCACAUCAUUAGCGGGCAUGACGACGGUUUUCUGUACUUAUGGGACUUGGCCCAUGCCCGAACAAAGCAUCAAUCGCUUCAUGUGAACCCGGCAGCUGAAAUGUUAUCACCAGAUGCAUCGCAGAAGGAAGCACCCUGGCUGCAUUCAUCAUCCGUCCCGGGAAGGUACCAUUGGCCUCUCGGGGAAGCACUGCCACCUCCAAAACGCAUUCGUCUGCACCGAUCUCCAAUAACAGAUGUGAAGUUUCAACAUCAUUACGUGGUGACGUGUGGUGAUGACGGCGUUGUUUGUAUAUGUCACAGCGUACCGAAAUGCCAUCAGUAG
Trypanosoma grayi is the source of this 1992-nucleotide messenger RNA. RefSeq lists its product as hypothetical. The record is from RefSeq and is a predicted model, not a curated record. Gene Ontology annotation, molecular function: protein binding. Bases 1 to 1992 code for a protein of 663 amino acids. NCBI's taxonomy places the organism in Eukaryota, Euglenozoa, Kinetoplastea, Trypanosomatida, Trypanosomatidae. The transcript has a single exon.